Lathyrus oleraceus (garden pea) is the source of this 4091-nucleotide messenger RNA. Its product is annotated as calcium-transporting ATPase 2, plasma membrane-type. The record is from RefSeq and is a predicted model, not a curated record. Bases 558 to 3677 code for a protein of 1039 amino acids. Gene Ontology annotation, biological process: calcium ion transmembrane transport. Gene Ontology annotation, molecular function: ATP hydrolysis activity; calmodulin binding; ATP binding. The transcript has 6 exons. Gene Ontology annotation, cellular component: plasma membrane; intracellular membrane-bounded organelle. NCBI's taxonomy places the organism in Eukaryota, Viridiplantae, Streptophyta, Magnoliopsida, Fabales, Fabaceae.
UUAUUUUCACACGGUAAUAUUUAUCACUUCUAUAACUCUAUACUUUAACCUUAAACUUUAUAUAAUUAUUAAAGAAAAAACUCAAAAUAUCCUGGAUCAUGCAAAGAGUUAAUCAAUAAAAAUUUAAAACCCCAGACAAGCUUUUUUAAUCUAAUCACAAUUAAUAUGCUUUUUCAGCUUUUAUAAGCCCACAUUUCACAAACCUCGUUGAAAAGAACCCACUAGUCAUAAAAAAGAGCCAUCAGUACAAACAACACAAAUAACGCAGUUGACCCCUAAGACCCGAGAAACGGUAAUAAGUCAUUAAUUCCCACAACAAAAUGAAGUAGCAAGUUCUUUCCACGAAAUCUUCAAACUUGGAGUCUAGUUUAACUCGCUGCUUCUUAGAACCCUUCCAUAACCCUCUCACUGCUUACAAAUACAAACCAUUUUUUCAUCCAAAACCUUCCAACUGCUUUUGAUCUCUUCAUAUCAGCUUAGAUUACAUAUUUACAAAACUCAUCAAAUCGAGAAAAAAACGGUUAAAUUUGUUGUAGGAUCCUUGCUUGGAGUUGGUGAUGGAGAAUUAUCUGCAAGAGAAUUUUGGAGGAGUAAAGUCCAAAAACUCCUCCGAAGAAGCUCUCAGAAGAUGGAGAGAUGUAUGCGGAUUCGUCAAGAAUCCCAAAAGACGAUUCCGUUUCACUGCAAAUCUCUCCAAGAGAGAAGAAGCCGCCGCUAUGCGUCGUACCAAUCAGGAGAAGCUGAGGGUUGCAGUUUUGGUUUCCAAAGCAGCAUUUCAGUUUAUCCAAGGUAUGUUUCUUCAGCAUUAUUUCCAUAGCUUACAAAAAUUAGAGCCAAUAUAUUUACUGCCAUUCUUAUCCACAGGCGCGAAACCAAGUGAUUACAAAGUGCCAGAGUAUGUUAAAGAUGCAGGAUUUCAAAUCUGUGGCGAUGAAUUGGGGUCUAUUGUUGAAGGACAUGAUGUAAAGAAGUUGAAAUAUCAUGGUAAGAUUGAUGGCAUUGCAGACAAGCUUUGUACAUCAACCACCGAUGGGAUUAGUAAUGAGACUGAUCUACUGGAUAAAAGACAACAGAUAUAUGGAAUCAAUAAAUUCACUGAAAGUCAAGCUAAAAGCUUCUGGGUUUUUGUUUGGGAAGCACUUCAAGACAUGACUCUCAUGAUACUUGGAGUGUGUGCUAUUGUGUCUCUGAUUGUUGGCAUUGCAACAGAAGGAUGGCCCAAGGGAGCUCAUGAUGGUCUUGGAAUUGUUGCAAGUAUCUUAUUGGUUGUGUUUGUGACUGCAACAAGUGAUUAUCGUCAAUCAUUGCAGUUCAAAGAUUUGGACAAGGAGAAGAAAAAAAUUUCCAUUCAGGUCACUAGAAACGGAUAUAGGCAGAAAAUGUCUAUAUAUGAGUUACUUCCUGGAGAUAUCGUGCAUCUUGCCAUUGGUGACCAAGUCCCUGCUGAUGGACUAUUUGUUUCCGGAUUUUCUCUAUUGAUUGAUGAAUCAAGUUUAACAGGAGAGAGUGAACCUGUGGUGGUGAACUCCGAAAAUCCAUUUCUCCUUUCAGGAACCAAGGUCCAAGAUGGAUCAUGCAAGAUGUUGAUUACCACAGUUGGAAUGAGGACUCAGUGGGGUAAGUUGAUGGCUACUCUCAGUGAAGGCGGUGAUGAUGAAACCCCAUUACAGGUGAAACUUAAUGGAGUGGCAACCAUUAUUGGGAAAAUAGGCCUAUUCUUCGCGGUUGUCACUUUUGCAGUUCUUAUGCAAGGACUUGUGAGCGCUAAACUCCAACAAGAAAGCUUCUGGAGCUGGAAUGGGGAUGAUGCUUUGGAGAUGUUGGAGUAUUUUGCGAUCGCUGUUACCAUUGUUGUUGUGGCUGUUCCAGAGGGGCUUCCAUUAGCUGUGACAUUGAGCCUUGCAUUUGCUAUGAAAAAAAUGAUGAACGACAAAGCCCUUGUCCGAAAUUUGGCAGCAUGUGAAACCAUGGGAUCAGCAACAACUAUAUGUAGUGACAAAACCGGGACACUAACAACCAAUCACAUGACUGUUGUGAAAACGUGCAUUUGUAUGAAAAGCAAGGAAGUGAGCAACAAGACUUCUAGUUUGUGCUCUGAACUCCCAGAAUCUUCUGUGAAACUGCUGCUACAGUCAAUAUUUAACAACACCGGAGGAGAGGUUGUGGUGAACAAACAAGGGAAACAUGAGAUUUUAGGGACUCCGACUGAGACUGCGAUAUUGGAAUUUGGCUUGUCAUUAGGUGGUGAUUUUCAAGGAGAGAGACAAGCAUGCAAGCUUGUUAAAGUUGAGCCAUUCAACUCAACUAAGAAAAGAAUGGGUGUAGUGGUGGAGCUCCCUAGUGGAGGUCUGAGAGCACACUGUAAAGGUGCUUCUGAAAUAGUUCUUGCUGCUUGUGACAAAGUUCUCAAUUCAAAUGGCGAUGUUGUCCCACUUGAUGAAGAAUCAAUUAACCAUCUUCAGACUACAAUAAACCAGUUUGCCAAUGAGGCACUUAGAACUCUAUGCCUUGCCUAUAUGGAAUUGGAAAACGGGUUCUCUGCCGAAGACACCAUUCCUGUUACUGGAUUCACUUGUAUAGGAGUUGUUGGUAUCAAAGAUCCUGUUCGUCCUGGUGUUAAGGAGUCUGUAGCACUAUGUCGUUCAGCUGGAAUAACCGUAAGAAUGGUUACAGGAGACAAUAUAAAUACUGCAAAGGCCAUAGCCAGGGAAUGUGGGAUUUUAACCGAUGAUGGCAUAGCCAUUGAAGGUCCAGAAUUUAGAGAGAAGAGUUUGGAAGAGUUGCUUGUGCUGAUUCCCAAAAUUCAGGUCAUGGCUCGAUCCUCGCCUUUAGACAAACAUACCUUGGUGAAACACCUGCGUACCACAUUUGGGGAAGUUGUAGCUGUAACUGGUGAUGGAACAAAUGAUGCCCCGGCUCUUCAUGAAGCUGACAUUGGACUUGCCAUGGGCAUUGCUGGAACUGAGGUUGCAAAAGAAAGUGCAGAUGUCAUAAUUCUGGAUGAUAACUUCUCGACAAUAGUAACCGUUGCUAAAUGGGGACGUUCUGUUUAUGUAAAUAUUCAGAAAUUCGUCCAGUUUCAGCUUACAGUUAAUGUGGUUGCUUUAAUAGUGAACUUUACAUCAGCCUGCUUGACAGGAACUGCUCCACUGACUGCUGUUCAACUUUUAUGGGUGAACAUGAUAAUGGACACAUUGGGAGCACUUGCACUCGCAACUGAACCUCCAAAUGAUGAUUUAAUGAAGCGUUCACCUGUUGGAAGAAAAGGGAACUUCAUCAGCAAUGUCAUGUGGAGGAAUAUCAUGGGACAAUCACUGUAUCAGUUUAUGGUGAUAUGGUUUCUUCAGUCAAAAGGAAAAUCCUUCUUUUCACUUAAUGGCCCCAAUUCGGAUCUAGUGUUAAACACACUUAUCUUCAACUCAUUUGUCUUUUGUCAGGUUUUCAACGAGAUAAACUCACGUGAGAUGGAGAAAAUUAAUGUCUUUAAGGGCAUAUUGGAUAAUUAUGUCUUUGUGGGGGUCAUCAGUGCUACAAUUUUCUUUCAAAUCAUAAUAGUCGAGUACUUGGGAAACUUUGCAAACACAACACCUCUCACUCUGCUACAAUGGUUCUUUUGCUUAUUUGUUGGGUUUAUGGGCAUGCCUAUUGCUGCUCGCUUAAAGAAGAUUCCUGUCUGAAGAAAGCAAAUGAACAACUCUUAAUCAAAAUGCAAUGAAGAUUGUUGUAAUUGUUAGUUGUUAUGGUUACGGUUGUUAGACCUUAGAUUGCACUCAUUCGUGUAUAUUCACUAACUCAUUUGGCAUUGUUUCGAGGCUGCCUUGGGUUAGAAUCAGAAUGGAGCAGCAAAGUAGAACUCUAGAGCCUCGCUGCAGUAAUCCUUAGGCGACUGAUGAAUCACCAUUUAACAAUUUUAUGAAAACCUGAACUUGUUGUAGAUAUUGAUGACUCUUGUUGCCUAGAAACAACUCAACACUGUUUUAUCCAGAGUUUUGCUUGACAACCUAAGAGUAAAAAUAACUAUUCUUCAAUUUGUGGCAAUUUGAAUGGACGCAUCCUGUUUGUUAAUUUUAUGUUUAAGUGAUUCUGAAUCA